Brassica napus (rape) is the source of this 2299-nucleotide messenger RNA. RefSeq names its product glycosyltransferase BC10-like. Gene Ontology annotation, molecular function: glycosyltransferase activity. The transcript has a single exon. The coding region runs from base 218 to 1378 and encodes 386 amino acids. Lineage: Eukaryota; Viridiplantae; Streptophyta; Magnoliopsida; Brassicales; Brassicaceae. Gene Ontology annotation, cellular component: membrane. The record is from RefSeq and is a predicted model, not a curated record.
AAAUUCCAAAUACUAAAUGCCAUUGAAUUAAACUGAAUUGAAUAUUUCCUUAACUUGUACUCAAAAACUUUUUUUUUGUUUUGAUCAAUACUUGUACUCAAAACUAAAAUAUAAUUUCUUGAUGUAAGAUAUAUGUCGAUGAACAUACACAGGUUGCACCAAAUCUAUCCCACUAUCGCACUCUAGAAAAAGAAAAUGAUUUGAUCGCUCUAACAGAAUGAAAAUAGCGGCUGGUUUUAAUUCUCCGACAAGAGAUAUGCUGUCGCCGACGUUGUUUCCUCUCUUCUGCGUUUUGUUUCUCUGCUUUCCAGUUGCUGUCAUCUUCACAGUCCAGCGAGAAAUCACCGCCGCUACUUCGCCGGAGUUUGGCUUCCACUCACGAAAUCUACACGCUUCUACUUCGGUGGUUCGAUUUCGUCAGCAGAUUCCUAAAGACGACGAACAGCUUCUCCGACUCGCUUCCCGGGUCAACCCGAACCAGCCUUCUCCCGGGUCGAUCCGGAAGCUGGCUUUUAUGUAUCUAACGACGGCGCCUCUUCCGUUCGCGCCAUUGUGGGAAACGUUCUUUAACGGAAGCAGCAAGGAACUCUAUAACGUCUACGUUCACGCGGAUCCGACCCGAGAGUAUGACCCGGCGUUCGCCGGCGUGUUUGAGAAUCGAGUCAUUCACUCGAAGCCCUCGGAACGGAACACACCCACUCUCGCUUCAGCGGCGCGUCGGCUAAUAGCUCACGCGCUUCUCGACGAUCCACAGAACUACAUGUUUGCUCUCUUCUCGCCUUCAUGCGUACCCAUUCGCUCCUUUGACUUCACUUACAAGACGUUGGUCUCGUCUCGCAAGAGCUUCAUCGAGUUACUCAAAGACGAGCCGUUGCAGUUCGAAAGAUGGGCCGCGCGCGGGCCCAUCGCGAUGCUGCCGGAGGUGAGGUUUGACGAUUUUCGGAUAGGGUCUCAGUUUUGGGUUCUGAAACGGAGGCACGCGCUUGUGGUGGCGCGUGAUCGGCGUAUCUGGGAGAAGUUUAACAAGACGUGUUUGUGGGAAGGCUCGUGCUUUCCCGAGGAAAAUUACUUUCCGACACUUCUUAAUAUGAAGGACCCGCGCGGGUGUGUCCCAGCUACGCUCACGCACGUGGACUGGACCAUCAACGAGGAAGGCCACCCGAGGAUGUAUGAGCGAGAGGAAGUGGUACAUGAGCUGAUAGUGCGGUUGAGGAACACGCGACCGAGAUACGGUGAGGAUGGAAUCAACGGUUCGGAUUGGACAAUUGGGAGGAGUGAUCCGUUUCUGUUUGCUAGGAAGUUUUCUCCCGAGGCUCUGGAGCUGUUGAUGGGUAUGGCUCGAACCGUGUUGUUCAAUGACUCGGCAUGUGGUGCGUGAAUGGUUCUCUGAUGGCUUUGUUGUAAAUUUAGAUGUAGUUUUAGUUCUUUUGUUUUGGUUAAAAAGUAGAAGAAAAAUCAUUGUAAAUCUAUCAUUAUCCAAGGGGUUUGAGCUAGACGUCAAAGCUCAUCGUCAUAGAUUCGCAACUGAAGUUAAGCGUCAGCAAAUUAAUUUACCUCACAAUCACUUACCAAUGUAGUGGGAAGGAAAUGAAUAUAUAUAUAUAUAUGUAUGCAUGCCAAAGUACCUCAAAAUCUUGGGUUAGUCUUCAGUACAUCUCAAAUGGAUAUAAGCAAUUUACUUUUAAUCUUCAGUUCAAGAGAUUUUACAAGUUAGAGAAUCAAAUACAGGAUCAGGAGAGAUGCAAGAAAUUAUCUAAUGUUUCAUGUUAUUCAUUGGCUUAUUAUUCUGUUGUAAGGAGCAAGUGGUAAUACAGUUAUCUAUGUUUAGCACACAUAACUUGGGUUUUAGUACAUUAUUGAAAUGAUGGUGCCAGUUUGUUGUCUGGUGGCUUUAGUUGCUGGUUCGUUUUAAUAUUCAGAUUCUAUUUAUUUUCAUUGGUUUCAUUUACCACUGAAAAAGAGUGUUUUUUGACAAAAAAAAAGAAAAAAAGGAGUGGUUUAUUUAGCAGGAAAACUGAUAUACAAGAGAACAUGAAGUAUGCCUAUAUAGCCUGUUUGCGUACAAGCCAAACAUCAAAUAGCUACAAACAAACUUAGUCACCUGAUAUUUUAACAAAAACAGAUUAUCACACAGAAUAUAAAAUAAUUACAUUUACCAAUCGCUACUCGCUUGCUUCACCCAACUCAAACCAAAGGGGGCAAAGAUAACCAGGCGACCUCAGAAGAAUUCAAUGUUUUACAAUAGGUAUAAACGUUCAAGAAAAAAAUGGGUUUUAAAUGACAUUAUUAAUCAAACUCA